Messenger RNA from Cyprinodon variegatus (sheepshead minnow), 548 nucleotides. RefSeq names its product ubiquitin like 5 (gene ubl5). The record is from RefSeq and is a predicted model, not a curated record. NCBI's taxonomy places the organism in Eukaryota, Metazoa, Chordata, Actinopteri, Cyprinodontiformes, Cyprinodontidae. Gene Ontology annotation, biological process: mRNA splicing, via spliceosome; protein modification process. Gene Ontology annotation, molecular function: protein binding; protein tag activity. Gene Ontology annotation, cellular component: nucleus; cytoplasm. The coding region runs from base 126 to 347 and encodes 73 amino acids. The transcript has 5 exons.
CAUUGGUCCAGAGGUGAAAACGUCAUUAAAUCUGCUUUACGGCAAAAGCCUGACGGGAGCGUUCCAGAAAAUACCAGCUACGGAGGAAUAUUUUUCAUUCUUUUGCAACUUUCAAGAGGCGAAAAAUGAUCGAGGUGGUUUGCAACGAUCGACUUGGCAAGAAAGUCCGAGUUAAAUGCAACUCAGAGGACACCAUCGGAGAUCUGAAGAAGCUAAUUGCGGCUCAGACAGGAACACGGUAUGACAAGAUUGUUUUGAAAAAAUGGUAUACCAUAUUCAAGGACCAUGUGACUCUUGGAGACUAUGAAAUCCACGAUGGAAUGAACCUGGAGUUGUAUUACCAGUAGAUGUGAAGGAUGAGGACCACAUGCUUGUACACAAUGCAGCUGAAAGGGGGCGCCAUCUACAACGGGAAAACACAAUGUCCUAUAUGUCUGAGUGUAAUCCCUUCAGUGAAAGAUAUGUUGUUCCCAUCACGUUUCAUUUGUUUUGAUAUUUUGUAAAUAAAUGUGGUUUAUACUCAACAAAAAAUGCUUGAAUUGAAAUGU